UACCAUGUCCUUCAACUAUUAGUGUAGAUGAAAUCGUAAAAAUCCAUUUAAAAAAUGGAAUUAAGAAUGUUAAUAAAACUAUGAACGCAUUCAUGAUUUAUCGAAAAGAAUAUAAUAAUGUAGUUGCAAAGUUGAAUCUUUCAAGUAAAGAUGUAUCCAAAUUUGCUAAAACUUCAUGGGAAAAUGAACCCAAAGAUGUCAAAGACUAUUACCGACAGAUGGCAAGAAAUGUAAAAAAAUGUUUCAAAGAUAUUUAUUUUUACUAA
Molecule: messenger RNA, 266 nt
Organism: Dentiscutata erythropus
Lineage: Eukaryota; Fungi; Glomeromycota; Glomeromycetes; Diversisporales; Gigasporaceae
Source: the annotation of a GenBank genome assembly